Messenger RNA from Monopterus albus (swamp eel), 5199 nucleotides. It is a transcript of the gene epha4l, whose product is annotated as eph receptor A4, like. Gene Ontology annotation, biological process: axon guidance; ephrin receptor signaling pathway; protein phosphorylation. Gene Ontology annotation, molecular function: ATP binding; protein binding; transmembrane-ephrin receptor activity. The transcript has 18 exons. The coding region runs from base 209 to 3178 and encodes 989 amino acids. NCBI's taxonomy places the organism in Eukaryota, Metazoa, Chordata, Actinopteri, Synbranchiformes, Synbranchidae. Gene Ontology annotation, cellular component: plasma membrane; dendrite. The record is from RefSeq and is a predicted model, not a curated record.
UCAGAGCGCAUAGGGUAGACCCGCCCCCUGUUUGUGGUGCGCUCGGUCCGUCUCUCUCACCCUGUCCGCUUCAAACCCAUAUUCCACUGGGAAAGAGAGAGAGGGAGAGAGGGAGUGUGAGUGUGUGUGUGUGUGAGAGAGAGAGUGCAGGACCCGGGAGAAGAGCAAGUAAAGAAAAAGAGACAAGAAAAACGGGACAAAGACACAAAUGGCACUCAUGGCAGGGAUUUUGCUCACGGCCACGUUUCUUGUUUUUGGGAUUUCUACACUGGUUUCACCGGGACGGAUAUACCCCCCGAAUGAAGUUACAUUACUGGACUCUAGAGCGGUACAGGGGGAGCUGGGAUGGGUCGCCAACCCGACAGAAGGAGGGUGGGAGGAAGUGAGUAUUAUGGAUGAGAAGAACAUUCCCAUUCGGACGUACCAGGUGUGUAAUGUCAUGGAGCCAAACCAGAACAACUGGCUCCGCACUGACUGGAUCCCCCGUGGCGGUGCUCAGCGUGUCUACAUUGAGAUCAAGUUCACCCUGCGAGACUGCAACAGCCUCCCGGGUGUCAUGGGAACCUGCAAGGAAACAUUCAAUCUUUAUUACUAUGAGUCCAACAAUGACAAAGAGCGCUACAUCCGUGAGAAUCAGUUUGGCAAGAUUGACACGAUUGCCGCCGAUGAGAGCUUUACUCAGGUAGACAUCGGUGAUCGCAUCAUGAAGCUGAACACGGAGGUGCGAGAUGUGGGUGCCUUGACUCGAAAGGGCUUCUAUUUGGCCUUCCAGGAUGUUGGAGCGUGCAUUGCACUUGUGUCUGUCAGGGUCUUCUACAAGAAAUGUCCUUUGGCAGUGCGUAACUUGGCCCAAUUUCCUGAUACCAUCACUGGAGCUGAUACUUCUUCGCUUGUGGAAGUUCGUGGCUCAUGCGUGGAUAAUUCAGAGGAGAAGGAGGUUCCCAAGAUGUACUGUGGGGCUGAUGGAGAGUGGUUGGUGCCCAUUGGGAACUGCCUGUGCAACCCUGGUUAUGAGGAGCGCAAUUCAGAAUGCCAAGCCUGUAAGAUUGGUUACUACCGUGCUCUGGCCACCGAUGGCGCCUGUUCCAAGUGUCCACUCCACAGUUACUCUAUAAGGGAGGGAUCUACCUCCUGUGCCUGUGACAAGGGAUACUUUCGCUCUGAAACGGACCCAGCAUCCAUGCCCUGCACCCGUCCACCCUCUGCGCCUGUUCACCUGAUCUCCAAUGUGAAUGAGACAUCUGUAAACCUGGAGUGGAGCCCACCUCGAAGCUCAGGAGGACGCCAGGACUUGACAUACAAUGUGGUGUGUAAGCGCUGUGGGCCUGACGGCCGGCGCUGUCAACCCUGUGGCAACGGCAUCCACUUCAGUCCCCAGCAGCUGAGCCUGAAGGGAACCAGGGUGUCCAUCAAUGAACUGCAGGCCCACACCAACUACACCUUUGAGGUGUGGGCAGUGAAUGGCGUCUCGCCUCAGAGCCCAGGGCCAGAACAGGCUGUGUCAGUGACCGUCACCACCAAUCAGGCGGCUCCUUCUCCAGUGACUUCUAUCCAGGCGAAGGAUAUAACAAGACACACCAUCUCACUGGCCUGGCAGCCACCAGAUAGGGCCAAUGGGGUCAUCUUGGAGUAUGAAGUCAAGUACUAUGAGAAGGAUCAAAAUGCAAACAGCUACCGAAUCAUAAAAACCACAUCAAGGAAUGCUGACAUCAAGGGCCUCACACCUCUCACCUCCUAUGUGUUUCACGUACGCGCUCGCACGGCAGCAGGCUAUGGGGAGUUCAGUGGCCCGUUUGAGUUCAUGACCAACUCAGUCCCAGCCCCCAUAAUCGGUGAUGGAGCCAACUCCACAGUGUUACUGGUGUCUGUGGUGGGCAGUGUGGUGCUCCUCAUCAUCCUCAUCAGCGCUUUCAUCAUCAGCCGAAGAAGGAGUAAGUACAGCAAGGCCAAGCAGGACUCUGAUGAAGAGAAGCACUUUCAUCAAGGAGUGAGGAUAUAUGUUGACCCCUUUACCUACGAGGACCCAAACCAAGCUGUCCGGGAGUUUGCCAAAGAGAUUGAUGCCUCCUGUAUCAAGAUUGAGAAAGUUAUAGGCAUUGGGGAGUUUGGCGAGGUCUGCAGCGGCCGCCUGAAGAUGCCAGGGAAGAGGGAGAUCUGCGUGGCCAUCAAGACACUGAAGGCCGGCUACACUGACAAGCAGAGGAGGGACUUCCUGUCCGAGGCCAGCAUCAUGGGCCAGUUUGACCACCCAAACAUCAUUCACCUAGAGGGCGUUGUCACCAAAUGUAAGCCAGUGAUGAUUAUCACAGAGUACAUGGAAAACGGAUCACUGGAUGCAUUCCUGAGGAAGAAUGACGGUCGCUUCACGGUGAUCCAGCUGGUCGGCAUCCUGCGUGGCAUCGCGUCGGGCAUGAAGUACCUGUCAGACAUGAGUUACGUCCACCGUGACCUGGCAGCUCGCAACAUCCUGGUCAAUAGCAACCUGGUAUGCAAGGUGUCUGACUUUGGCAUGUCUCGAGUGCUGGAGGAUGACCCGGAAGCUGCGUACACCACCAGGGGAGGGAAGAUCCCCAUCCGCUGGACGGCUCCAGAGGCCAUCGCUUACAGAAAAUUCACCUCGGCCAGCGACGUGUGGAGCUACGGAAUUGUCAUGUGGGAGGUGAUGUCAUAUGGCGAGCGACCAUAUUGGGACAUGAGUAACCAAGAUGUGAUCAAGGCUAUUGAUGAGGGCUAUCGGCUGCCACCACCCAUGGACUGCCCCGUGGCGCUCCACCAGCUCAUGCUGGACUGUUGGCAGAGAGAGAGAGCCGACCGCCCAAAGUUUGGACAGAUUGUCAACAUGCUGGACAAACUGAUCCGCAAUCCCAACACUCUGAAAAGGACUGGGGGAGAGACCACUGUCAGACCCAACACCACCCUGUUGGAGCCAGGAAGCCCUGAGGCGUCCUCGGGUGUGGGUACGGUGGAAGACUGGCUACAGGCCAUUGGCAUGGAGAAAUACAGUGACAACUUCACUGCCGCCGGCUACACCACUCCAGAAGCCGUGGUCCACAUGACACAAGAGGACAUGGCUCGCAUAGGUAUUUCCUCUGCAGCGCACCAGAACAAGAUCCUGACCAGCGUCCAGGGAAUGCUGUCCCAAAUGCAACAAAUGCAAGGCAGAAUGGUUCCCGUUUGAGAGGUUUAAACUAAGAUAACGGAAACGGAAGCAAAGCGACUUUGUUUCAUAUGAAAAUAAAUAAAUAAACAAAAAAUGUUAAAUAUAAAAAAAAGACAAACUAUGUUACCUCAUUCAUGCACUUUAAAUUGGAUCUAAAAAGAAGAUGUUGAUGAAGAAGAAAAAAGUGGUGAAAAUGGCACUUUUUAAAAAAAAAAUCUGACCUUUGCCCUUUUUUUGUUGUGUUGGAGAAUGGGAUGCUUCUAUGUGUCUACAGCAUGUUGGGAUAGAUGGAGGGAUGGCUGGAAAAGUAUUUCCAAGGGGCCAAUCUGGAGUGCUUUUAAUGGCCAGGAAGGAAAAUGAGGGAGAGGGGAAUCAUACCUUUCUUCCUUCUCUUGGGGCAGAGUGUUGUUUCUGGACCUUUCUUUCUGGAAUAACCCACGGAUCAGAUUUUUUUUUUUAAAUUUUGACUGUUUAUUGUACAUGAAUUGUUUCUGUGAGACUCACAGGCUACCAUGGCCACCAUUGUUCUCUCUCUCAGCUGGAUCUGUUUGAUAUGUCACAGACAAAAUGGAGGACCCUGACUAUCAGAUAUAAACAGUGAAUCUGAGAGGUUGAGGGUUGGAUUUCAAGGGGAGAUGGCGGUGCAGGAGGACUUUUUUUUUUUGAGGAGCUUCUUGUUGUAUUUGGCUCUGUUCUGUUCUUGUUCUUCUCCCAGAACGCUGUAUUUUGUUGCCCUCAGGAUGUUGCCGAGAAUGUCUUUGAUCUUCCAUAGGAGCCUUCCCACUCCCCUUUCUUCCCAAAAUGCUCUGCCUCACUUCAGAUAAACACACAAUUUGGAUUCUUCCAUUCAUAUCCCUAUGAGGACAAAAGGGUGGAGCAAAGGAUUGUGGACGCAGAAUGAAUCAGAAUCAUCAGCAUCAUCAUUGCCAAGAAAAUAAACAAGGAAAUGCGCUGAGGAUUAUUUAAAAUGUCAUUAAGCUGCUGCUGUCCAUCAUAAAGAGGAUUCUGGCCUUGCUAUCCAUGACCAGAAUUCUUCCUCUUCCUCCUCCUCUUCGUCUUCCUACUUCUGCUUCCCCCUCCUGUCCAUGGAGUCUCCUCCAACAGUGAGAUGAAAAAUCCAUUCCCAAGCGUCUGGGAUGUCCACCACCACAAUAAGUCAACUUGACAAACUAGCCACAGUGUGUUUGUGACCAUCAAGCAAUGUACUGGAAUUACUAUGAAUGAUUAAACAGCAUAAAAAGAGACAAUAAGAAGAAUGUAAUAUAAUCGAGAAGCCCUGUUCUAGAGGUAUUGUACUUUUUUCAAAGUUUCAUUUUAUUUUGUGAUUUAUUUUUGUUUGUUUUUUUAUUGGUUUGUUUUGUUUGCAUGUAACAUAACAAGCGUGUAAUGACGUGUGUGCAUGGUUGUGUGUGUGUAUGUGUCUAGCUGUAUGAAUGACAUUGUCUUUGAAGUACUAUCAAUAAUUGUGUCUUUUUUCAUGCCACUGUGGAGAAGACGAGAUAACAGUUUUUCAUAUAAAAAGAAAAACGCUGGACUUUUUUUUUUUUUUUUUUUUUUUUAAUCAGCUAAAAAAAAAGCUAUGUAAGAUGUGUUGCUCCCAUUGUGCAAACUCUACUCAGAAACAGCAUUUAUUUAACAGCUAUAUGGAAUGCAACAUAUUUUUGUUCUGGCAGAUACAGCAGCUUGCAAACGGACAUACGGAGACACAGACAUGAGUGAUCAGAAGCCUCCUGUCCGUGCGAAUACGUCAAACACAUACUGGAGUUGGGACUCCCUGUGUUUAUGACAAGUCAAGGAAGAAAUGUGGGAACAAUCUCUCUGAAAAUAAAAAUGGGAGCAGGUUAAAAUCAUCACAACAGAGGAUCAGAAGAGGAAAAGGUGUUUAAGAAGGGAAAACUAUUUUUAAUUUUUUUUUUCCAAAGCACAACAUACAGCUACAGGUUCAACCCAAUGGACUAUAUUUCUUUUGUUCCUUUAUCUCUUUAAACUAUACUUAUGUGAGAGUUUUUGAGGCUUCAUAAUACAAAACACCUCUGUCC